Molecule: messenger RNA, 395 nt
Organism: Podarcis raffonei (Aeolian wall lizard)
Lineage: Eukaryota; Metazoa; Chordata; Lepidosauria; Squamata; Lacertidae
Product: alveolar macrophage chemotactic factor-like
Exons: 4
Coding region: 32-331 (99 amino acids)
Biological process (GO): antimicrobial humoral immune response mediated by antimicrobial peptide; cellular response to lipopolysaccharide; neutrophil chemotaxis
Cellular component (GO): extracellular region
Molecular function (GO): CXCR chemokine receptor binding; chemokine activity
Source: RefSeq, a predicted model, not a curated record
CAAUCGCUUCGAAUAUCAAGGUGUGGCCACAAUGAAGUCGUUGAUGGUGGUGUUCCUGGGCUUAGCGCUGCUUGCAAGCAACAUAGUCCCUCUCUGUGGUCUUGCUAUGGAGGGUCACCUAGUCCACAUGGGAAGUUGCAAAUGCCAGAAGCACACCUCCACGGCCUUUGGCCCGAAACAGAUCCAAUCCAUUCAAGUCAUUCCCAAGCGUAUACAGUGCGGGAGGACAGAAAUAAUAUUAACCCUGAAAAGCAAAUGGCAGGUCUGUGUGGCACCUACUGCCCAGUGGGUGCAGAAAUUGCUGAAGAGGCUGAUAAAGAGCAACCAGUGACCACAAAUGGGAGUCUUCCUGAAGGUGGAAAAAUGCACAAGGAGCCCGAAGAAACAGUGAUGCA